Molecule: messenger RNA, 540 nt
Organism: Geodia barretti
Lineage: Eukaryota; Metazoa; Porifera; Demospongiae; Tetractinellida; Geodiidae
Source: the annotation of a GenBank genome assembly
AUGAAAAACAGGCUCUCACAGCGGCAGCAGCGCAUCUUGGCGUUUAUCCAGAAGUUCAUGGACGAGCAUCAGUACCCGCCAACGGUGCGUGACAUCCAGAAUGGCUGUGAGGUCAGCUCGACCUCAGUUGUCGACUACAACCUGCGCAAGCUCCAGGAAAUGGGGUAUCUGACGCGGGAGCCUGAGAUCCCAGACGCACCCUCGUAUGCUUCAGACAGCACGGACACCAUCGACCUUCCGUCGUUCCUCACCAAAGAUCGUCAGAACGUCUUCGCGCUGCGCGUCAAGGGUACAUCCAUGAUAGACGCGCUCGUCGCGGAUGGAGACCUCGUGCUGGUCGAGCCAGCCACUGAGGCCGCCAACGGCGAAAUGGUCGCAGCGUGGCUGAACUCCACCGAAGAGACCACGCUCAAGCGGUUUUUUAUCGAGGGCGACAUGGUCCGGCUCCAGCCGGAGAACGCCACCAUGGAGCCGAUCAUGGUGCCUGCCAAGGACGUGUCCGUCCGAGGCAAGAUCGUCGGGGUCGUGCGCACCAUGUAG